Molecule: messenger RNA, 2121 nt
Organism: Pogonomyrmex barbatus (red harvester ant)
Lineage: Eukaryota; Metazoa; Arthropoda; Insecta; Hymenoptera; Formicidae
Product: odorant receptor 10-like
Biological process (GO): sensory perception of smell; detection of chemical stimulus involved in sensory perception of smell
Cellular component (GO): plasma membrane
Molecular function (GO): odorant binding; olfactory receptor activity
Source: RefSeq, a predicted model, not a curated record
UCAAUCUUUCAAACAGAAAUCUUUACACUUACUCUUGUAAUAUCGUUUUCAAAGCAAACGUUUUCCGUUAAGGUAAUGUAUAGCGUAAAAUACAAUGUAAAAGAUCGUUCAAUGACUAUGUUGGAAAAUAUGAAAGAGGAAAAAUAUCUCUCUUUCUAGUAUAUUCCCCUUGAUCGUGAACAAUAACAUCAGAAAUCUUUUUCCUCGUCAAAUUUACUUCCUUAUAUCUCCCCAUCUCCCCAUGUCGAGAGGACUUGCACGCAGCACGCAAUGAAAUUCCAAGAACUGCAAUUCACUGCCGUGUUACUAAUAAUGAAACGGCCAGCAAGUAGAAAGGGUAGGAAGGAAUCAAUUGCGUUCACGCAUCUUCAUGAGCGAACGGAAAACGCACAUGCGCGUGUCAAACGGCUGACUAUCAGUUCACUGACGCUCAGUCAGUUGCGUGCAUCGUCGCGAUUUAGUCAUCAACAUGCUCGAUCAUCCCAAGUCGAAGUCCGUCGAGCUCGUGACGGACAACUGGAAGUAUAGCAUUCAGAUGAACCGAUGGUUCCUGAAACCGAUCGGCGCGUGGCCGUUGACGCUCUGCGAGACCACGUCGGAGAAGCUCGGCUGCAUGAUUUUGACAGUGGUCAGUUGUUUCCUGAUAUGUUUCCUGCUCGUGCCAUGCACUCUCUGCACCAUCCUGGUGGACACUGACCUUGAUACCAAGAUCAGGAUGAUCGGUCCGACCAGUUUUAUCCUGAUGGCUGCGGUGAAACAGUACAUCCUCAUCGCCCGCAGUGAAAAUAUCAGCGAGUGUAUCCGACACGUACGCGCGGAUUGGAAUCAUGUCGCGUCAGGUCGCGAGAAAGAUCGGGAAAUAAUGCUAAUCAACGCUAAAUUUGGCAGGUGGCUCUCUUCUUUCAGCGCGAUCUUCAUGUAUUCCGCCGGUAUAUUCUUUACAACAGUGAUGCCGAUUUGCGCGAGGCGGACCGAGAUUAUCGACAAUGAGACGGUGAGAUCGCUCUCUUUCCCGAUCUACCGUGGUCUCUUUGAUCCGAGAUCCACGCCGUCUUUCGAAAUCGCGCAAUUCACUCAAGCUUUAGCCGGUUACGUCAUUUACACAAUUACCAUUGGAGUGUGUAGUCUGGCAGCUGUAUUUGUCAUGCAUGCUUGCGGCCAGUUGCGGAUACUUAUGCUGAAGAUGGACGAUCUUGCGGAUGGAAAAGAGAGGAAGAGUGCAAGUAAUACACAUAAGGGAAGGCUCGGUGAUAUUGUAAAACAUCACAUGAGAAUACUCAGUUUUAUCACUCGUACUGAAGAUCUUUUAAAUGAAAUUUGUCUCGUGGAUGUAGUUGGAUGUACGCUCAAUAUAUGUUUUCUGGGAUUUAAUAUGAUGACGGAAUGGGAACACCGUGAAACUUUAGGAACGAUGACAUUCUGUUCGUUACUCAUAUCCUUCACAUUCAAUAUUUUUAUCCUUUGCUACAUUGGCGAACUUCUCGCAGAACAAUGUAUACAAAUCGGUAUAAAAUCUUAUAUGAUAGACUGGUAUCGCAUACCGAAUAAAGGUGCACUUGGUUUGACAUUAGUAAUGGCUAUGUCCAACGCCACAAUCAAACUUACAGCCGGAAAAUUUAUGGACUUAUCUUUGGCCAGUUUUUGUAGUAUCGUAAAAGCGUCCGUGGCAUACUUGAAUUUACUCCGUACGUUUUACGUCUAAUACGAUGGCAUCAUUGUUAUGGGAUGUAUUAUAGUAAUGCUAGCAAUAAAAAAUAUAUUUAAUAAAAAUUAGAUAUACGUAAUGCAUGUUUGUUAAUAUCAUGUUAUAUAAUUUAUCGUUUACAUAAAUGUAAGUAUUAAAUAGAACUUAGUACGAUUAAGCAGAAUUGAAUUUAUUUAGGAUAUUGAAAUUAAAAUUGUGAAUAAACUAAUUUUCUCAAUGAAAUAUAAAAUUAUAAAUUCUGUCAUAUGAAUUAUUACGCAAAGUAUAUAGUUAUGUCCUGCAUGCUAUUCUAUUUAUUGAACUUUCAACGUUGCGUUACGUACUAUGGAAAUAGUGGAAUAUAUCCGCGUAACUAUGUCAGAACUCAUGAACUUCAUGUCCUUACUUACUUUUAUGUAUCAUCGACAUGAUGAUUC